Molecule: messenger RNA, 2802 nt
Organism: Conger conger (European conger)
Lineage: Eukaryota; Metazoa; Chordata; Actinopteri; Anguilliformes; Congridae
Exons: 8
Coding region: 479-1771 (430 amino acids)
Biological process (GO): DNA integration
Molecular function (GO): nucleic acid binding
Source: RefSeq, a predicted model, not a curated record
GCAUAAGAUUAAAACGCAGCUGUUGCUAUUUUCUGUGAGUGUGACGCUUUAGUGGGCUGUUUUGUUUUUGUACAACCAUAAAUGUGUCCGAAGGAAACAUGUAUUAAAACGCAGUUGUGGCCGCUUUAAGUGUUGAAAUGCAAAUUAAAUGGUUGCGUUAGCCAAGCCACAACCCACAAACAACAAAGAUUCGCUGAUCUCAAAUUCAAGACGUGCCUGGGAUCCGAUUACCGUUACAUUAAAUAAAGCAUUAAAUUAGCUAAGAAAAACUGUGCCUCCAUUACUUCCUGGUCCAUCAAUAAAUAGCAUCCGGCUUCUCAAUCAAAACGAAAGUCGAUGAACUAUCAUUCUCAAACAAUGUGCUAUUAAACUCAAAGCAGCCAAUGUUUUGCAUUUUAUCUGCAGCGUUUGAGAUAUUUUAAUUUUAUAGUUUCGCAUAUGUCAUUGAUUUGGAGUUUUUUUCUACGACGUGGCCCAGAUGUUGAGCAUGGAUUCUUUGCAAGUGGCCGAAGAGGAGGUCGUGGAGUCUACCUCUAACCGGCUGGAAGACAUCUACACGUUUUUGGAUGAGGGCACCUACCCCCAAUCUAUGAAUCCAAUGCGAAAAAAAAAUCUGAAACGAUACGCCCAGAAAUUCAUGAUUGAAGAGGGACGACUGUAUUACGUGGGACCAAAGAAGGAAGAGAAAAGAGAGGUGGUGAUUGACGCUCAGAGGAAACAGCAAAUCUUCCUGGAGUGUCACUUCAAUGAUAUUGGGCACCACUUAGGACAGAAGAAGACCGUGCACAGAAUUCAAACAAAGUACUACUGGUUGGGCAUUGUAAAAGAUGUGGUGGACUGGAUUAAAUUGUGUGAAACCUGCCAACACACAGAGAGGAAUAAAAACAUGACGAGAACAAUCCGACCAAUAAAAGUGGAAGCUCCAUGGGAAAUUCUGGGGAUCGACAUUUUCGGACCAUUUCCAGAGACCAAGCAAGGCAACACAAAUGUCGUAAUCAUAACUGAUUAUAUGAGUAAAUGGGUGGAGGCUUCCCCGAUACCAAAGAGGGACUCUUUGUGUGUUGCAAGAUGCAUUUCUACAGCCAUUUACAGGUUUGGGACGGUAAAGACGGUGUACUGUUCUCAGAGUAUGGACUUCUGUGAUGAGGUGACGAAGCACCUGUGCGACAGGUGGAACGUGGUGCAGAAGGUGUCUCCCGUGGAGCAGCCUCAGCUCAACGCCCUGUACGACCGCAGCAGCAGCCUGCUCCGGGAGGCCAUCCGCCAGGUGGUGACGGAGAAGCAGGCCGAGUGGGACGACUUCCUGGACCCGGUCCUGUUCGUGUUCCGCACCUCCGCCAACCCCACCACCCGGUUCACCCCGUACUACCUGAUGUUCAACAGAGAGGCAAGCUUAACCAGCGAGAUGGAAGUUGACUUCCUGAAGUAUCACCAAGUGCAGGAGAUUUGUCCCGUGAAAGAGGAGAGUGUGUCCAGCUUUGUGGAAGCUAUGCAGGAGCAGCAGAACAAGGUCAAGCAGCUUGUCGUGGCGAACAUGAACGGCGCGUACCGGCAGCAGAAGAAGAACGCCAAGCGGAGAGCCCGGAGCAUGCCGUCCAUCACGUUCAGCGUCGCGGACCCCGCGUUCGGGACCGGGGAGUCGCCGCCGCUGAAGAAAGAGAGCCUGUAUCUGUCCUUCCCCGUGACGACGGUCCUCGCGGCCGAGCAGAGCGGCUCUGACGAUAAGAAAACGGACUUGGAGUAUUCCCUCCCGGUUUCCCACAUCCACUGACGGGUCGGGCCGGAGGACUUGACGUAUACUGGCCUCUGAGGUGCAUUGGCACGCUACCCCGGUCCAUUUUUGGGUAGACUGUUCGCACCUCUCGACUGUGUGAGUCCCACACGGGUCCAGCCUGGGUCCGCUCUUGUUGACGCGUCAGAGGGAAUGUGUUGAAACUACAGCAGGGGCUGUUCAACUGGCAACCCAGAGACCAAAUUCUGCCCACUGUGUAUGUAGUUCUGGCCCAUUUGCCACUGAGAUGAAGGGGAAAAGCAUUAUUCAGAUGCAUCUGCACAAUGUUGGCAUACCUUCCACUAGUGACACAAUAACAGCUAUGCAUAUAUUAAGAAUGCAUCUACUGUGUUUACACGUGUGCUGGGACCUAUCUGUGUGGAGCUUGCAUGUUCUGCACAUGUCCACUGGGGUCUCCUCCCACAGUGAAGCUAACCUAACCCAGUUAGGCUAAUUGGCGAGUCUAAAUUACCCGUAGGUAUGAGCGUGUGUCUGCGUGCGCCCCGUGAUGGACUGGCAACCUGUCCAGGGUGCAUUCCUGUCUCUCGCCCAAUGCAUGCUGGGAUAGGCUCCAGACCCCCUCCCCAACACACACAAACACACACACACACCAUCCACAAUACUGACCAGGAAUAAGUGGGCUAGAUAAUGGGUGGAAGUUUUAUAAGUUGUAUGUGGGAAAUGUUUUCCCCCUUAUUCCCAUUUUUAAAUAGGAAAAAAUAUCAAGGAAAUGGUUGAAUAACCUUGAACUACAUUCUGAAGCAAGACCUUGCACUCCAUGUUCAGUUUAUUUUAAUAUCCAAUGGAUUUUUUUUUUGGUCAGUAUUUUUUAUUUUGUUUUCAAGCUGUUUACAAGGACUAGUGUCUUUGAUGCCUCAGAAGAUGACUUUAUAGAACAUGUUCCUGUUGAAUUCGGGCUGACGAUUUGGGGUAUUGACUCUUACUACCUGUGACUGUCGCAUAAUGCACUGAUGUAACUUACCAUUUUCCUGCUUUACAUAAAGACUGGCUUGAUUUUAUUUGAUAUGAAA